GGAGUUGGGAGGGAUUAUAAAUAGGCAUACGCCAUUUUCUCUUAGGGUUUAUAUCUUUUCCCACUUUUCUUAUUUACAUUAUUAUUUGGGCACGAUGAAAUAAGAGUCAUAACCUCCCUCCCUCCCCUGUCCUUCCUUCCUUCCUUCCUUCCUUCCUUCCUUCAUCCCCCUCUCGCUUGGCGAUAACGCUCCGGCAAAACUCCCUUUUUCUUUUUCUUUUCUUUUUCUUCUUUCUAUUCCCUCAUUCUUCCACUUCCUAUCAACCGCAUUUGUUUAGAAAACAAAAAGAAAGGGAAAAAGACAAAUAUUUGUACGCGGGUGGUUUUUUGUUAUAUAAUUGGAUCCAACGCUGGAGGCCGAGGAGUCAAGAAUGAGAAAGGAGAGACGACGAGAUAAGAAGAUGAAAGGAAGGAUUUCGAUGAUUGGGAGUUACGCCAUUGCAUCUUCCAUCAAAGACCACCACCAUCAGCGCCCUUCCAUUACCUGCACUACCUUUAAUAUACUCGCUCCCAUUUACAAGCGUCUCAGUCAACAGGAUCCCAGUUGCCGCGAAAGCGAUUACAGGACAUACUGGCUAGCCAGAAACCAGAGAAUUCUCGAUUGGCUCUUGUAUGAGAAAUCUUCCAUUAUCUGCCUUCAGGAAUUCUGGGUUGGAAGCGAAGAACUUGUAAAUAUAUACGAAAACAGACUCCGCAAUGCCGGUUAUAUCAGUUUCAAGCUUGCUCGGACCAAUAACCGUGGCGAUGGUUUGUUGACUGCGGUGCAUAAGGAUUAUUUUAGAGUGGUAAACUACCGAGAGCUGCUAUUUCACGAUUGCGGAGACCGUGUUGCGCAGCUAUUACAUGUUGAAUUAGCAGUUCCGUUUUCACAGUGCCGAAACAAUGAUAUUCGACAGGAAAUACUCAUCGUCAACACUCACUUGUUAUUUCCUCAUGAUUCUAGUCUCUGUCUUGUACGGUUGAAUCAAGUAUACAAAAUCCUGCAAUACGUUGAAUCUUAUCAGAAGGAAAACAAACUCAAUCCCAUGCCCAUCAUACUUUGCGGUGACUGGAAUGGAAGCAAACGUGGACACGUGUACAAGUUUCUUAGGUCGCAGGGGUUUGUAUCGUCAUAUGACACGGCUCACCAAUACGCAGAUGCAGAUGCACGCAAGUGGGUGAGUCACCGGAAUCAUCGGGGAAACAUUUGCGGGGUUGACUUCAUAUGGCUUUUAAAUCCGAACGGUUACAGAAAAUUGCUAAAAACAAGCUGGAGUGAAGCUGUUUUUGGCAUGUUCAAGUAUCUGCUUCGAAGAGCUUCGCUGACAGAGGAUGAUGCAUUUGCCUUUCUGAAGGCGGACAAUGAUGGUGACUAUAUAACCUACUCUGGUUUCUGUGAGGCACUUCGACAGCUCAAUUUAACUGGUCAUCCUCAUGGCCUUAGCGUCGGAGAGAUAAAGGACUUGUGGGUACAAGCAGACAGUGAUGGAAAUGGCAUUCUCGAUCAUAAUGAAUUUCAGCAGAGAAUUUGGAAUUCUACUGGGACCGAGGAGAGGGAUGAGAAAAGCAAUGAGGUUGAAUCAAAGGAAAAUCAGGAGCAAACAAUUGGUUUCAGUGUUGAGAAUGCAGUCCUGUUUCCUGCUGAAGUGGAGAAAGGAAGGUGGCCUGAAGACUACUCCCUUUCAGAUCAUGCACGACUCACUGUGGUGUUCGCACCCAUAAGAAUGCCCUGUUCUCAGUUGAUAUCCUGAUAGCAUACAAUUGUUACUGUAUACAAAAAGAAGUGGAAACCACAAUUCACAAUUGCAAUGCUCGCUCUCGAGGGAUGAAACGUCGAGAGAUUUCUGGGCACACACACAACUCAGAUUGAUUUACGUCCAAUACCAUUUUCAUUUUCCAACCUGGACUUGGAGGAAGGAACACAUCUGCAACCACAAGGUCGCAUCCAUUUUUGGGGAGCAGACUCCGACCCCUCUUAAUCCCUGCAUCUACACACUACUACAGUCAAUUGUCGAACAAGUGAAAGGAAGGAUAGAGCCCAUAAUGUGUACAGAUACAUACUACAGACAGAGACAGCUACUGGUUACAGAAAUAAUUGGCCCUUGCUUAUGUACUUUUUACGGGACGUAUAACAUAUGUACAGCUUCAUAGUACUUUUGGUAUUUGGUAUAGAAACAGUUCAUUAGGUCGGGAAUGGAGGACGAGAUAGGGUCAUCACUGUAAAGAACCAAAUGAAUGUGUUUGUUUUAAAGCGAUUGAUAAAAGUGACUUUUUUCUUCUC
Molecule: messenger RNA, 2259 nt
Organism: Cucurbita pepo subsp. pepo (vegetable marrow)
Lineage: Eukaryota; Viridiplantae; Streptophyta; Magnoliopsida; Cucurbitales; Cucurbitaceae
Product: Calcium-binding endonuclease/exonuclease/phosphatase family
Molecular function (GO): 3'-5'-RNA exonuclease activity; calcium ion binding
Source: RefSeq, a predicted model, not a curated record